UUAGAGCAUGUCCGUCAUUAUUUCUGCUGACCUGGCAAUUAUGCACUGGAUCCGUUUAUAAUGAAAACAAAUGGUUUGAUGGAUCGGUUUUGCUUUGUUUCUAAUAAAUUCACACAACCGUAAAUUACUCAAGGUUUUUGGGACAACUUGUGGAUUAUUUUCAUGUAUUCUUUUGAAGCCAAGUACUUGGAUAUGUUUUUUGUGUCAUCAUUGGGGUCAGAAUCCAUAGUGCCACUAUAACCACAGGCGGGUACAUUUUCUGAGGACCGCUCAACAACUCCGCAUACUUACCAUUUUUUUCUGCUGAACAUCCAUCAGAAGAAGCUGUAUCUCUCCCUUUUCUUUGACAUAAUAUUUUGGGGUUUAAUAAAAACUCGAAGAAAAGUCACGCGGCAUUAUACCAGCUAGUUGUUAAACUUGACAAGGAUGAUGGUGGCUCACCCUCGCCCCCUGUUGGUGAUAUUGCUGCAGCUGCUCCUCUCCUGCUUGCCCGCCCUCGGAUACUCCUCCAACAGAUUCUUCUACCAAGACAUUCUCAACGGAAACGGCAAUGGAGAGAUCCACUUUAACGGUGUAAAGCUCCAUGUGGACUCCUCCCAGCCCUUUGUGUUCGCUUUGCGGGGGAGUAACGCAACCCUAUCCUGCCGAUACUGGUACGAGCCAGAAUUGAGCUCCCCCAGGAGGGUGCGGGUGAAGUGGUCCUGGCUGCCCAUUGUGGGGGGCCAUGAGACAGACGUUCUAGUGGCCAUCGGGCCCCGCAUUCACAGCUUUGGGGAUUUCAGGGACCGGGUGCAUCUCAGACAGGACUCACCAGGAGAUGCUUCGCUGGUCAUGACUGAACUCCAGCUCAAUGACACGGGUCGUUACCGCUGUGAGGUCAUCGACGGGCUGGAGGACAAGAGCGCCACUGUUAACCUCGAGCUACGAGGUGUGGUUUUUCCCUACCAGCCUCCUCACGGGCGCUACAAUCUGACCUACCAUGAUGCUCAGCAAGUCUGCCAGGAGCAGGACUCCACUCUGGCCACCUUCGAGCAGUUGUUCCAGGCCUGGGAGGAGGGGCUGGACUGGUGCAAUGCAGGUUGGCUGGCUGAUGGGACAGUGCAGUACCCCAUCACCAAGUCCCGGAGCCCCUGUGGGGGGCUGGGCCUCGCCCCCGGGGUUAGGAGCUACGGUAGACGCCACCGCCACCUCCACCGCUACGACGCCUUCUGUUUCUCCUCCUCCCUCCGAGGUAAGGUCUACUACCUCCAGCUCCCCCAGAAGGUCAACCUCACUGAGGCCCAGCAGGUGUGCUUCAACAACGGGGCCCAGAUUGCCAAGGUGGGCCAACUCUACGCUGCCUGGAAGUUCAUGGGUCUGGACCGCUGUGAUGCCGGAUGGCUUGCUGACGGGAGCCUGCGCUACCCCAUCAACAACCCCCGCCGCAACUGUGGCCCCAUGGAACCAGGGGUGCGCAGCUUUGGGUUUGCCCCACCGCACCACAAGCACGGAGUGUACUGCUACAGUGCAGUUGUGGUGUUUCCCUACCAGCCUCCUCACGGGCGCUACAAUCUGACCUACCAUGAUGCUCAGCAAGUCUGCCAGGAGCAGGACUCCACUCUGGCCACCUUCGAGCAGUUGUUCCAGGCCUGGGAGGAGGGUCUGAACUGGUGCAACGCAGGCUGGCUGGCUGACGGGACAGUGCAGUACCCCAUCACCAAGCCCCGAAGGCCCUGUGGGGGGCUCGGCCUCUCCCCCGGGGUUAGGAGUUACGGUAGUCGCCACCGCCACCUCCACCGCUACGAUGUGUUUUGCUCCUCCUCCCCCCUCCAAGGUAAGGUCUACUACCUCCAGCUCCCCGAGAAGGUCAACCUCACUGAGGCCCAGCAGGCGUGCUUCAAAGAUGGGGCCCAGAUAGCCAAGGUGGGCCAGCUCUAUGUCGCCUGGAGGUUCAUGGGCCUGAACCACUGUGAUGCCGGAUGGCUCGCCGAUGGGAGCCUGCGCUACCCCAUCACCAAACCCAGCCGCAACUGUGGCCCCCUGGAACCAGGGGUGCGCAGCUUUGGGUUCCCCCCUCCAUACCAGAAGCAUGGGGUGUACUGCUACAGUGCAGGUAUGCAGUAAAUCUGAUAGAUGUGAUACAUCUACAUAUCACCAAUCUCACAUCUCUUCUAGUAUGGUAACAGCAGGUUAGCAGCACCAUGGUGAACAUGCAUUUCUCGCACAGGAUCAAAUACUCACUGCAUCUAGCCUGUGGUCAACGAGAUCAGGAACAUUUGUCGUAGUCCACAAUUCAAGGACUUGAGAUUUCCUUGCUCUGUUUUUCUGGCGGUAUUUGAUAGGGACAGAUAUAAUCUAGAGAUUGAAUGAACAACAGUCAGAUGCAAUGCACCAUCAUACCUGAGCUAAUUUCCAGUGGUUGUCCUCAGAUUAUCAUUGAAGUACACUAGUUAGUAUUAAAACAUCUACACAGUUGUUCUGAUGUCAUGAGCCAGAUCUUUACAGUAUGCAUAUCUAUGACUGUUGAUAGAUGUGUUAUAUUGUAAUAUAAUGUAUGAAUACUAUACCUACACAACUGUAGUACAUUAUGGACCCACCUACAUCUUGUUGUAGCCUAUAAUGUGAUCCCUCACUAUGUGUGAAUGAACCUGUAGUUAAACCCGGACCUCAGCUUCAACUGUAAUAUUAUGCAUAUUGUUAGUUCAACUUCCUGUAUUGUAUGCAUUUACUGUUCUCUCUUUGUAAACAUUUUCCUGUAUGACAUAGGAGCUGAUCUCAGCUGAUAUUUUUGUUAAAUAAAUUGUCUACCUUUUAAAA
Molecule: messenger RNA, 2796 nt
Organism: Oncorhynchus tshawytscha (Chinook salmon)
Lineage: Eukaryota; Metazoa; Chordata; Actinopteri; Salmoniformes; Salmonidae
Product: hyaluronan and proteoglycan link protein 3
Exons: 8
Coding region: 427-2103 (558 amino acids)
Biological process (GO): cell adhesion
Molecular function (GO): hyaluronic acid binding
Source: RefSeq, a predicted model, not a curated record